UCCAGAUAUGAAGCGUCCAAAGAGCCCCAAUUGGCUGGACAGCAGCCCUCCUCCCAAGAGCCAGCAGGGACAGGAGGAGGAAGAAGAGGAGGAAGAUGAGGAGGAGAGGAAGGUGGUGGCAGGGCACAGGGCCAAACGAGAGCGGCGUCAAGGCAGCAGCAGUGCCACUAUGUGCCAGGUGUGCCACAUACAGCUGAACUCAAGCGCCCAGGCCCAGAUCCACAGCAGAGGGAAGACCCACCAGAGGAGGCUGCGCCGACUGGUAAAGGUUGUCAGCACAGGUGCCCUCUCCCAGAGCCAGGUCCACCCACUCCUGGGCUCCCUGUCUCUGCCAGGUCGACCCCUCCAGCCCCAGACUCAUGCCCAGCUGGAGCACUUCCUGCCGCUCAGGGUCAACAGCUCCUCGCCGCUCAGCCUCUUUCCCAAUUUCAACUCGAUGGACCCGGUGCAGAAGGCAGUGAUCAACCACACCUUUGGCGUGGCUCCACCCAAGAAGAAACCCAUCAUCUCCUGUAACAUCUGUCACCUGCGCUUCAACUCCACUACCCAGGCAGAGGCCCACUACAAAGGUCACAAACAUGCUCGCAAGCUAAAGGCCUUGGAGACCCAGAGGAACCGGCAGAAGAACGGACACAGUUCAUCCACAACAGGAAAAGACAGAGACAGAGAGAAGGGGAAGAUGGGAGGAGGAACGGUGCCCACAUACUCGCAUUUGAAAGAUAUAACAGGCCCAAGUACUUCCCAACCUGCACAGCAGCAGCCAGAGAGCAGCCAGGGAAGCUUGCUAGUGCCCACUCUUUCCUCACAGCCCUCAUCCACAGACUCCAUCUUGCUCCGUUCUCCUCAGCUGUCCCCACAAAUCUCCCCUGGCCCCCAGCUUUUUGAUCUACCUUCAGACAGUCCACCUGGGAAAGGGUGCAGCCCGGCCACCAGUUCGGCCACACAUUGUGGCCCUCAGGGGAGCUUCACGGGAGGUGAGGAGGAGGUGGUGAAGGUGGACGAGGCUAAGGAGACCAAAAGCAACAAAAAACAUCUCCACUGUCCCACGUGCAAAGUGACGGUCAAUUCUAGCUCCCAGUUGGAAGCUCACUGUAGUGGGUCCAAGCACAAACAGAUGCUUGAUGGCCCAUCCAGCAGCCAGCCACAACGCAGGAUCAAGGUGACAUCAUCACCCAGGCCCAUGUGCCGAAUUAAACAGCGAAUGGGCAGCAAGACCAGAGCGGUCGUGGGUGUAUCCAGCCAGCCUUUUCACUGUGAAAUGUGCCAGGUGUCUGUCAACUCAGAGACACAGCUAAAGCAGCACAUGAAUAGCAGGAGACACAAAGAGCGUUUGGCUGGGAAGCCUGUCAAGGUGAAGUUCACUCCUUAUAAUAAAGUACAGCCCAGUGCUGUCUUAGCGACUAAACUGGCCCUGCAGAAACAGCUAUCCAAGACCCUGCCGGCAGGGUUCCUGACCAGCCCCCUCAAUCCAGCUGCCUUGUGCACCAUGGCUUCCGGACCCUUGGCACUACGGCUGCCGCCGGGUCCCACGGCCUUUAUCCAUGGUCCACUGAUCAGCCCCACGCUCUUUAGGCCUGCCCCAGGACCUCUGAGGGCCACACAUGCACCUAUUAUCUUCUCUCCUUACUAGCAAUGUGCCAAGCUAGCCUAGAGGCCUGACAGUAGAGUGGACCUAGUCAAAGCUGGACUACCAGAAAAGUGUAUCUUGGCCUGUGAGAACAAAGCAUGGGACCCAGUGAGGGACACCAGGACACUAUGAACCGACUGCGAGGCCAGCAUAUCAGCAUGUCAAAUUUGGAAGGUUCAAGUCAUAAGAACAGUAUGCAGAAUACACAGAUGUGGAUUGAGAUUUCACUGCUGACUGACCACCCCCUUAAAAAACUGAAGGACCAUCGCUCAGCUGUUUCCCCUCAACAAAUUGUUGAGUGCAUGUUCCCUGGGGUCUGUACCCCUCUGGAAGCCAUAAUGACAAGCAUCUUUUAGUUAUUUAUAAGACAAUAAUAGACUAAUACACUAGGCUGUGUAAAUGUUACUAAGUGUUUGUUGACAAAUUUCUUUCACUUUGAGAGCUGUCUAGUUGUACUCUGGGAGAACAAGUACAACAUCUCAUUCCAGCUUUAACUUUCAUAACUAAAUCUGAAUCAGUAAAAUCCAGAUUGUGUUAUUCCCCCGUGAAACUGGCUACUUUCAUAUAAUUGAUCUCCAUCUAUGAAAAGACAAAGGCUGGGGGUAUUGCAUCUGAACAAAUGUGUCUUUACAGCACAUAUACAGGUGCUGGUCAUAUGAUUAGAAUAUCAUCAUUUCAGUAAUUCCAUUCAAAAAGUGAAACUUGGAUAUUAUAUUCAUUCAUUACACACAGACUGAUA
This is a messenger RNA of Micropterus salmoides (largemouth bass), 2366 nucleotides long. RefSeq names its product zinc finger protein 385B-like. Gene Ontology annotation, molecular function: nucleic acid binding; zinc ion binding. Bases 8 to 1630 code for a protein of 540 amino acids. The record is from RefSeq and is a predicted model, not a curated record. The transcript has 8 exons. Gene Ontology annotation, cellular component: nucleus. NCBI's taxonomy places the organism in Eukaryota, Metazoa, Chordata, Actinopteri, Centrarchiformes, Centrarchidae.